GAAAAUAUGAGGAAGAGACAGAGAGCACUGUGGACAGGUAGGGCGAAACACACCAGUUUAAGUGAGGAUUCUCAGAUAUUUUGCGAUGAAAUAAAACAACCGACAACACUAAGAAAAGAAAAAUAAUGAUCAUUUGUUGACGAAAUGAAGAAAAACAGUAUGGCAUGUGAUGUGGAUUAUCUCUAGGUCUAUCGAUCCUAUUUGGAAUCAGUUAAUUUGUUGUUGUCGCGCAUAACCGAAAGCUGGGUUCAUAAAUAAGCAAGAUCGUGGCACCAGUAGACUUUCGGUCAUUUUGUUGACGUGCUGUGGUGCCCUGUAGGGUCAUGCUGAUGGACCAGGACACUCAGUGGCUGUACCACCUCCUGGCCGAGGUCCAGUUGGAGAGGUUCUACCUGCGUGUCCGGGACGGCCUCAACAUCACCCGCAUAGAGCACUUCAACUAUGUCAAGGAGUCUGAUCUCGAGCAGAUCGGCAUUAGCAAACCAGGACAGAGAAGAUUAUGGGAUGCUGUGAAACGGUACAAGAUCACCAUGAGACCAAAGUCAUGGAUCACCAAGGUCUUCAGUGGCCGUGGUCCGGAGGGCGGUGACCAAUGGGGCAGUAUGGGGCAGGGCCAGGAGACAGGAGGGCGGGCACUCACCUGUCUGAUUCAGGACAGUGAACUAUCUCUAGGGGAGAAGCUAGGCAUGGGCUCCUUCGGUGUGGUGAAGAGGGGAGAGUGGCAGACCCCCACUGGGAGAGUGCUGCCAGUUGCGGUGAAGACUCUGAGGAGUAGCCUGUCCAGACAGACAGACACGCUGACAGACUUCCUCCAGGAGGUGACCACCAUGCAGUCUCUAGACCACCCCAACAUCAUCCGCCUCUACGGAGUAGUGCUCACACAGCCCCUGAAGAUGGUGACAGAGGUGGCAUGUCUGGGAUCCCUGUAUGACACGCUGCGCUCUCGUCAGUACGAGUACCCCCUGGCACGCCUCUGGCUCUUCGCCACCCAGAUAGCAGCAGGCAUGGAGUACCUGGAGGGUCGCAGGUUCAUUCACAGGGAUCUGGCUGCCCGGAACGUUCUCCUGGCAUCCAGGGAGAUGGUGAAGAUCGGGGACUUUGGGCUGAUGAGGGUCCUGAGUCAGGAGAAGGACCACUACAUGAUGACGGCCCACAGACGCAUCCCCUUUGCCUGGUGUGCCCCAGAGAGUCUGCGUUUGGGCUCCUUCACCCAUUCCUCUGAUGUGUGGAUGUUUGGGGUCCUCCUCUGGGAGAUGUUCACCUAUUGUGACGAGCCUUGGCUGGGGUUAUCUGGCAGACAGAUCCUGUGGAGGGUGGAGAGGGAGGGAGAGCGUAUGGAGAGACCCCCUGACUGUCCUCAGGAACUCUACUCUGUGAUGAGAAAGUGUUGGGCCUGCACCCCAUCCGACCGACCCACCUUCUCCCAGCUCACCACUCUGGUGACAGAGGCUCAGCCUAUAGAGGUGCGUGCUGUGAGGGACUUUGCGGAACCUAGGAAACUCACUCUGCUAUCCAACGACCUAGUGACCGUCAUAGACCAUGGUCUGGAGCUGUGUGAGUGGAAGGGUCAGAACCAGAGGACCCUGACGGUGGGCUGGUUCCCCCCAAGCCUGGCUGCCCCCAGCAGCACUCCUGCUCCUCCCGCUGCCCCUGGUCCUCCCGCUGCCCCUGGUCCUCCUGCCUCCAGCCUCAUCUCUCCCCCUCUGAAGGGCAGUCUGCAGCACACAGGGCAUGGAGACACCCACCCCGACCGUAGCUGGGGAACCCCGGAGCGCCUCGAUGAGAGCGUAAACUGGAGGAGCGGCCCAGCAAACAGAGAUCGCGAGGAAGAGGGCUCCAACUUACAGAAAAUGUCAGGUAUGACCAGGAGUCUGGAGUCUGUUCUGAGCGAUCCCCAGAGCUGGACUCAGACGGUAGUAGGGGUCAGGGUGGACCCCCGUCGUGGACCCGUCCCCGCCAUGGGGGCCCACAGUGUGGGGAUGCAGCAGGACAUCCGUAGGUUCAGCGAGGCCAGCAUCAACCCCCCGGCUCGCCCGCCCCCACCCAACCCCAAAAACUUCAAGAUCCCCCAGGUGGUGAUCCGAGAUCAGAGGCCUACUGCAAAUCCAGCCCCAGGCACCUCAUGGCCUCCACAGCCUCCAACACAUCCACAGCAGCAGAUGCUACAGCCAGCCCAGCCUCAGCCCCAACCACCGCAGACCAUGGGAGGAAGCAAUCUGGGCAAGAUGGCCCACAUGGCACGGUCAACACCAACACUGGAUAACUAUGGGGACAAUGAGAGGGAUCAAGAAAAGGAGAGGGUGGUGAGGGAACGAGAGAGGGAGAGGUACCCGCCUCAAGUGCAACGCACCAGGGAAGCCGUCAUAGCACAGGUCAUGGAGGCGGUGCAUGGAGUAACCAAUGAGGAGGUUCGUAAUGCACUUCGCCGCAAUGAGUGGAACCCUGUUAGGGCCCAGCAACAACUAAAGAUGGAGCAGCUGUACUCUCUGAGCCUGUGUUCUCGUGACGACUGUGUCAUGAUCCUGUCCCGCUACCAGUGGAAUCUACAGCUGGCCAGUCGCUACCUGAUCAGAAUGGUACGGGAGGACAGGACUGGAGGAGGAGAGAGGAAGAGGAAGGAUGGAGAGAGAGGGACACCCCCUGUUGCCAUGGCGAGACGAGGAGGAGUAUGAGAGGUGGAGGGAUACUGGAAACAACAGACAAUAAAGCUUUACAACAUUUAAGAGGAACUGACAAGGAAUUUUAGGAAUUAAAUGGAUGGGAGGAGGAUAAAAAAGGAAUUGAAUAUAUAUGGAGUGAACCAUAAAGACGUUACAGUCCUUAAAUACUAUUUUAUCCUUUUUUUUACAGUUCUGUUAAACAUCUUUUUUUGUGACGAACUGCCCACAUCCUCUCUGUUCUCAAAAAUAGUUGUAUCAUGAUAAAUAUGUAUAUAUUGUAUUAGCAUUGAUUAUAUUUGUUGAAUAAAUUGUUGAUACAAAAUGUGCAUGAGCUAGUGGUGUACAUGUGGCUCAUGCCCCUCAAUUUUACAAAUCAUUAGAGCUGGGAUGUCGUAGAAUCAAGAGAAUAUACAGUGUGAUGUAAUUUCCUUUCACAGGAAGUGUUUGGCAUUUCUCACUGCCUUGACUUUCUAAUUGACCUCUGGUUGUGAGCUUCCCAUUAUGCUGUCUAUAAAACUGGAGCAGGAGGAGGUUACAUGGGGCUGGAGAAUCCAGCACUACUAUGGAGCUGGCCUUAUGUUAAACUGUACUUCAGCAUGCUUCCAGCAAGGGGGGUAAUGAGAACACCUCCCUUAUGUUGUGAAACUGCCUUACUCCUUUCAGGCCCCCCUGGAACUUUGCCACUAUUUUGUGUUUGAGGUUUGAACCGUCAACCUGGUGACCAGGAUCUCUUUCAAAUCAAGCACGACUCUGUGUAAUUGAGAUUGACAAUCACAAUAAACGAAUUGAUCAUGCUUUGAAACCACAA
This is a messenger RNA of Oncorhynchus tshawytscha (Chinook salmon), 3468 nucleotides long. RefSeq names its product activated CDC42 kinase 1. The record is from RefSeq and is a predicted model, not a curated record. NCBI's taxonomy places the organism in Eukaryota, Metazoa, Chordata, Actinopteri, Salmoniformes, Salmonidae. The transcript has 15 exons. Gene Ontology annotation, biological process: multicellular organism development; protein phosphorylation; positive regulation of kinase activity. Gene Ontology annotation, molecular function: protein binding; ATP binding; transmembrane receptor protein tyrosine kinase activity. The coding region runs from base 324 to 2672 and encodes 782 amino acids. Gene Ontology annotation, cellular component: signaling receptor complex.